This is a messenger RNA of Engraulis encrasicolus (European anchovy), 4486 nucleotides long. It is a transcript of the gene myo3b, whose product is annotated as myosin IIIB. Gene Ontology annotation, biological process: peptidyl-serine phosphorylation; sensory perception of sound; positive regulation of filopodium assembly. Gene Ontology annotation, cellular component: stereocilium tip; filopodium tip; photoreceptor inner segment. Gene Ontology annotation, molecular function: ATP binding; microfilament motor activity; protein binding. The record is from RefSeq and is a predicted model, not a curated record. The annotation marks the transcript as partial. Lineage: Eukaryota; Metazoa; Chordata; Actinopteri; Clupeiformes; Engraulidae. The transcript has 35 exons.
CUCAGUCGGAGUCUGUAUGGUCUGUACCCGUAUAAGUCGAGCAUGAUUGGGCUGGAGUCUCUGGCGGACCCCUCGUCAGAGUGGGACAUCGUAGAGACCAUCGGCAAAGGCACCUACGGCAAAGUCUACAAGGUCAACAGCCGCAAAGAUGGCAGCCAGGCCGCUGUCAAAGUGCUCGACCCCAUCAACGAUGUGGACGAGGAGAUCGAGGCGGAGUACACCAUCCUGAAGUCGCUCUCCAACCACCCUAACGUGGUCAAGUUCUUUGGCAUGUUCUUCAAGGCAGACAACCUGUCAGGAGGCCAACUGUGGCUCGUACUGGAGCUGUGUAAUGGGGGCUCAGUAACAGAGCUGGCUAAGGGGAUGCUGAUGAGGGGGAGGAAACUGGAGGAGCCCAUCAUUGCCUACAUCCUAUGUGGUGCACUGCUGGGUCUGCAGCACCUCCACAAUAACAGGAUAAUUCAUCGUGAUGUGAAGGGCAACAACAUCCUCCUAACCACUGAUGGUGGCGUCAAGCUGGUUGACUUUGGUGUGUCUGCCCAGCUUACCAAUAACCGCCUGAGACGCAACACAUCAGUAGGCACGCCUUUCUGGAUGGCACCAGAGGUGAUAGCGUGUGAGCAGCAGUAUGACUACUCGUAUGAUGCGCGGUGUGACGUCUGGUCUCUGGGCAUCACGGCUAUAGAGCUGGCGGAUGGAGACCCCCCGCUGUCCGAGAUGCACCCGGUCAAAGCCCUCUUCAAGAUACCCCGGAAUCCUCCGCCUACGCUGCGCCAGACAGAUCAGUGGUGUAGGAGCUUCUGUCACUUCAUUGCCCAGUGCCUGAUAAAGGACUUUGAGACGCGUCCCUCUGUGACCCACCUGCUGGAGCACCCCUUUAUAAAGCAGGCCCAUGGCCAUGACAGCACACUCCGCACACAGCUGUCCUCCCUCAUCAAGGAGCAGCAGGAACACGGAUGCAGGAGGAGGACCAGGCACGAGAGGAUCAACACGCGCAAGACGCUGAUCAUCGAGAGCUCUCCUGAUGAUGACUUCGUCAACCUGGAGGUGCUGGAUGAGGACACGAUCAUCAGCCACCUCCAGAGACGCUAUGAGGUGCUGCAGAUCUACACCUAUGUAGGAGACAUCCUCAUCGCACUCAACCCCUUCCAGAACCUCAGCAUAUACUCCCCUCAGUUCUCCAAACUGUAUCAUGGGGUGAAGCGCUCAGAGAACCCUCCUCACAUCUUCGCCACAGCAGACGCUGCUUACCAGAGCAUGGUCACCUUCAUCAAAGAUCAGUGUAUCAUCAUUAGUGGGGAGAGUGGAGCUGGGAAGACGGAGAGCGCCCACCUGAUCGUCCAGCACCUCACCUUCCUGGGAAAGGCCAACAACCGCACCUUGCGUGAGAAGAUCCUGCAGGUGAACCCCCUGCUGGAGGCCUUCGGUAAUGCGUGCACCGCCAUCAACCACAACUCCAGCCGUUUCGGCAAGUACCUGGAGAUGAAGUUCACGCCCACUGGCGCCGUCAUGGGAGCCAAGAUCUCUGAGUACCUGCUGGAGAAGUCCCGAGUCAUCAAGCAGGCCGCAGGAGAGAAGAACUUCCACAUCUUCUACUAUAUUUACGCCGGCCUCUACCACGAGGAGAAGCUGAAGAAGUACAGCCUGCCUGACAAAACACCUCCACGGUACAUUGAGAGCCAGAAUGGCCAGGUGAUGCAGGACAUCAUCUCCAGUAAAUCCUACAAGGAGCAGUUUGAUGCCAUCCAGGACUGCUUCAGGAUCAUAGGCUUCACAGAGGAGGAAGUGAACUCGGUGUACCGCAUUCUGUCGGCCAUUUUGAAUACGGGCAACAUUGAGUUCACCUCCAUCACCUCUCAACACCAGACUGACAAGAGCGAGGUGCCCAACUCAGAAGCUCUGGACAAUGCGGCGGACCUCCUGAGCAUCGGUUCUGAGGAGCUUCAGGAGGCCCUGACGUCGCACUGUGUGGUGACGCGAGGCGAGACCAUCAUUCGCACCAACACGGUGGACAAGGCCAUCGACGUGCGGGACGCCAUGAGCAAGGCCCUCUACGGACGCCUCUUCAGCUGGAUCGUCAACCGCAUCAAUACCCUGCUGCAGCCCGACGCCAACAUAUGCGCUGCUGAGAAUGGCAUGAACGUGGGCAUCCUGGACAUCUUUGGUUUUGAGAACUUCAAGAAGAACUCUUUUGAGCAGCUGUGCAUCAACAUUGCCAACGAGCAGAUCCAGUUCUACUUCAACCAGCACAUCUUUGCACUGGAGCAGAUGGAGUACCAGAGUGAGGCUGUGGAUGCCAGCCAGGUGCUGUAUGAGGAUAAUCGGCCAAUCCUGGACAUGUUCCUACAGAAGCCCAUGGGCCUGCUGUCACUAUUGGACGAGGAGAGCAGAUUUCCUCAGGCCACUGACCAAACACUCGUGGACAAGUUUGAGGACAACCUGCGCUGCAAGUACUUCUGGACACCCAAGCGAGUGGAGCUCUGUUUCGGAAUCCAACACUAUGCAGGAAAGGUUCUUUACAACGUGAACGGGUUCCUGGAGAAAAACCGAGACACCCUCCCGGCGGACAUUGUGGUGUUGUUGAGAACCUCCGAGAACAAGAUCCUGCAGCAGCUCUUCUCCAGCCCCCUCACCAAGACCGGUAAUCUGGCCACGUCCAGAGCCAGGAUCACAGCAGCCUCCAGGUCCCUCCCACCACAACUCAGCAACGGACGCAACAAGUCUCCCAAAUACCUGCUGAAGGUGGACACUAUGGAGAUGAUGCGUCAUCCAGAGGAGACCACCAACAUGAGGAGGCAGACCGUCUCCUCUUACUUCAGAUACUCCCUGAUGGACCUGCUGUCCAAGAUGGUGGUGGGCCAGCCCCACUUCGUGCGCUGCAUCCGGCCCAAUGACGAGCGGGAGGCGCUGCGCUUCACCAAAGAGCGUGUGCUGGUCCAGCUGCGCUACACCGGUAUCCUGGAGACCGUCAGCAUCCGUCGCCAGGGCUACUCACACCGCAUCCUCUUCGAGGACUUUGUCAACAGGUAUUACUAUCUGGCCUUCCGAGCGCAUGAGAUGCCUGAGACGAGUAAGGAGAAUGCCGUCGUCAUCCUGCAGAAGACAAAGUUUGAGCACUGGGUCAUCGGGAAAACCAAGGUGUUCCUGAAGUACUACCAUGUGGAGCAGCUGAACCUGAUGCUGCGGGAGGUGAUGGCCCGUGUGGUGCUGCUGCAGGCCUACACCAGGGGCUGGCUGGGGGCCCGCCGCUACCGCAAGCUGAGGGAGCGACGCAGCCACGGGGCCACCAUCAUACAGUCAGCCUGGAGGGGUUAUCUUGCUCGCCAAACUCUGAAGCUGAUCCGCAAGGAGCGUGAGGAGGCAGCCGUCCGCAUCCAGUCAGUGUACAGGGGUCAUCGAGCGAGAACGGACUACAGACAGAACCGCCAGUCCGCACCAGCAACUCUGGAGAGUGAUAUUGACGCCCAGAGGACAAACUCAGCCACGGAUAAUCACACCCUCAAAAACAAGGCCACAGCUGACAGCACUGGAGGAGGAGGAGGAGGAGGAGGAGGAGGAGUGUGGCAGGGCAAGGCAGACAGCCUUGACAUGGGCCUGUGCCGAGACGGCAGCGGGAGGCGCAGGGAACUGGGCAGGAGCGGCGCAGUGGGCACCAGCGGAGGAGGAGGUGGAGGUGGAGGUGGUGUUGGCAAGAACAUGGGCAUCCACCGGGAAUCGCAGAAUAAACAUGGGGCCUUGGUGAGGGGUCAGAAGAGAACUCCUCGUAGACGAGGCCACCAACCCAAACUGCUCAAUAGCCCUGAAGACAGCCUGUACUACAACCAGCUCAAUCGUGCUAUGGACUACCAGGGGAGCAAGAGGAAGCCGAGGAAACUUGGUCAGAUCAAGGUGUUGGAUGGAGAGGAUGAGUACUACCGGUUGCUGUCCACAGCUGACUCCAUCCCAGAGGACGACCUGCUCACCUCACCAGGCCCUCCCAGCAUGUCCAAUCACCACGCGCUCAUCGCACAACACACCUGAGGUGGCCUUCAGUGACCUGAUGAGGAGGGCCGCUGCUCCUUCGAAUGAGUGUAUGGCCAUCUGUGGCUGAAGCGGACCGGGAGAUAUGGUGGAAAACCUGUUCCGUUAUGUGGCAUCACCAAUUUUGUAAAUAAGUUUUCUUAAAUGGACUUUUUUUUCUUUCGUUGUUUGUGGAAUGCUUGUGGUGGGUGAAAGAUUGUGUAAAUAUAAUAUAAUAUAAUGCUGUUUGUACAUGUUUUGUAUGUUUUGCUUCUCUGUGGCAAUGAAGUGUGAAUGUGGUCUGUUUGUGCUGAGCUGGGGAAAAUCACUGUCUUACGCUUUCUUGAUCUACUACUUCCAGCAUUCUUGGGUUGAUUUUUAUUUGAAGUCAUUUUCUGAAUCACACAAAAUACUCCUAAAUGUACAAGCUCUUAACACACAAAUGUUUUGUACCUAACAACACUGUAAUAAAGUUCAUGUAAAGUCA